AUGUCCGCCUCCUCCUUUGUCACCAUCAACCAGCAGCUGGACAAGCUGCUGGCGACGCUGCCGGAGGAUGCGGGAGAGGAGGGGCAGCACGAGGUGUUGGAUCGCUUGAUAGAGGACAACGAGGACGCAGGGACGGCGUUGCGGAGGGAGGCAGAGAGCGCGGAGGAGAUGCUGGUUCGCGAAGCUCUCAAGGUCAUCGGAGAUGAUCGAAGCCGCGAUGCUCUUCAGCAGCUGAGCAUGCAGGUGGAGCUCAUCGCUCGAGGGCUCAACCCAGACUGA
This is a messenger RNA of Guillardia theta CCMP2712, 279 nucleotides long. RefSeq lists its product as hypothetical. Bases 1 to 279 code for a protein of 92 amino acids. The transcript has 4 exons. The record is from RefSeq and is a predicted model, not a curated record. NCBI's taxonomy places the organism in Eukaryota, Cryptophyceae, Pyrenomonadales, Geminigeraceae.